Sabethes cyaneus is the source of this 651-nucleotide messenger RNA. RefSeq names its product mucin-2-like. Gene Ontology annotation, molecular function: chitin binding. The transcript is spliced from 2 exons. Gene Ontology annotation, cellular component: extracellular region. NCBI's taxonomy places the organism in Eukaryota, Metazoa, Arthropoda, Insecta, Diptera, Culicidae. The record is from RefSeq and is a predicted model, not a curated record. Bases 1 to 651 code for a protein of 216 amino acids.
AUGAAAAAAUUCUGGAUUUUAGCAAUCUUUAUAGUGCUAACUGUGGCAGAGGAAGACAAUCCGUGCAUAGGAAACGAAGGAGUUCGCAGAUUUCCCGAUCCCACCGAUUGUACACGAUUCUUUCUAUGCAUCGGAGAAGAGUCAUUUCCCUCGCAAUGUGGAGUGAAUUUGAUUUUUGACGUCGUCACAGAACACUGCAAUGAAGAACACGUCUCCGUGUGCAUUAAGGAUAUUGAAACUCCUCCAACGCCUUCAGUACCAGGUGACACUACAGUGACACCUCCAGGGGAAGAAACCACCGGAGUCCCAGAGGCGCCCACUCCAGGAGGACCAACAACAAAUGUCCCAGAGGCUCCCACUCCAACACCUGCUCCAGUAACUACUCCAGCACCUGGUCCAGUAACCACUCCUACACUUGCUCCACCAGUGACAACUCCCACUCCAGCGCCAGUAACCACACCUCCGCCAGGUCCGACCCCACACUGUCCCCCGGAUCAGGUAUUUUAUGCACCCCACCCGGACUGCACCAGAUUCUUCCGCUGCGUCUUCGGAACGCUGCACGUGCUCGACUGUCCCCCGAACCAGCACUGGAACCAGGAACGAGAAUUCUGCGAUCAUCCUUUCAAUGUUCAGUGUCCAUCAUCCGCGUAA